Coregonus sp. 'balchen' is the source of this 12559-nucleotide messenger RNA. The record is from the annotation of a GenBank genome assembly. NCBI's taxonomy places the organism in Eukaryota, Metazoa, Chordata, Actinopteri, Salmoniformes, Salmonidae.
AUGAGUAGGAGACCAGAGGUCAGCCAACGCCUCACACAGCCCCACUCCGUCACUUGCAGGCACAGCAACUCAGACCCCAACCGGGGGUUGUACCCCAGAACACCCACAAAGAGAAAGAGCGGUACUGUACAUUUGUGUGUCUUUAGUUUUUUUACUCUUGAGACCUGAAGUGAUGUAACAUUUUGUACACAUAUAAUUUACCUUGUCAUCCCCUCCCGUUGCUCCCUCUUCUCCUCUCUUGCCUGGAUCUCAGAUGCGAGUGAUGACAAGCAGCAGCAGGGGAUCACUCAGUUUUUCCCUGUGAUCGGUCCUCAGAAAGCAGCCCUGUCCCAGGGCUCAGGUUCCAUAAAGACAGAGGGAUUCAACGGAGAGCUCAUCCCCAAAAAGGAGCCUGUUGAGGAGAAGGAGGCACUAGCCACUCCUAUGAAGGAGGAACCUGAGGAUGAGAAGGUGGACUAUCUGGAGGGGCUGACAACGGACAUGUUUGGGGACGACAAGGAGUUUGAGCGCUGUUGGUUAGAUCCAGCCCCAGCCUUUAUGAACCACCAUGACGAGGAGGUGGAGGCCCUGCCUGACGCCCACUAAGGCCUCUUGGGAAGCAGCAGGGGCCUGGCCCAUCCCCAGGGCCAUGUGGACGACCUCCCAGAGGAGGUGCUGAUGCUGGUGUUGAGCCUCCUGCCUGCUGAGGACCUCUACUGUCAUGUCAGCCUGGUCUGCCAACGCUGGGGGAACAUUGUCACCCAGUCACUGGUGAGAACCUGGGACAGGGGGAGGAAGUUAGGGUUAAAGUUAUGAAGAUAAGCUAGUGUGAAAAUGGUAAUAGAUGUGGUGUGUAGAUUUUUUUGGGUUAAGUUGUGUUUAGUUUGUGCCCUGGAAGAAGCUGUAUUACCGCUACACGAAGAAGGAAAGCGAGGCGGUGAAGGAGAUCGACGCCAUCCUGGAAACCCAUAGAAUCAAAAAGAACGACCAGGAGAGCAUCCUCCAUAUUUACAAUUACGUCAUUUAGCAGACGCUCUUAUCCAGAGCGACUUACAAAUUGGUGCAUUCACCUUAUAGCCAGUGGGAUAACCACUUUACACAAUUUUUUUAUUUUUUUAUUUUUUUUUGUGGGGUAAGGGGGGGUAGAAGGAUUACUUUAUCCUAUCCAAGGUAUUCCUUAAAGAGGUGGGGUUUCAAGUGUCUCCGGAAGGUGGUGAGUGACUCCGCUGUCCUGGUGUCGUGAGGGAGCUUGUUCUACCAUUGGGGUGCCAGAGCAGCGAACAGUUUUGACUGGGCUGAGCGGGAACUGUGCUUCCGCAGAGGUAGGGGGGCCAGCAGGCCAGAGGUGGAUGAACGCAAUGCCCUCGUUUGGGUGUAGGGAUUGAUCAGAGCCUGAAGGUACGGAGGUGCCGUUCCCCUCACAGCUCCGUAGGCAAGUACCAUGGUCUUGUAGCAGAUGCGAGCUUCAACUGGAAGCCAGUGGAGUGUGCGGAGGAACGGGGUGACGUGAGAGAGCUUGGGAAGGUUGAACACCAGACGGGCUGCAGCAUUCUGGAUGAGUUGUAGGGGUUUAAUGGCACAGGCAGGGAGCCCAGCCAACAGCGAGUUGCAGUAAUCCAGACGGGAGAUUACAAGUGCCUGGAUUAGGACCUGUGCCGCUUCCUGUGUAAGGCAGGGUCGUACUCUCCGAAUGUUGUAGAGCAUGAACCUACAAGAUCGGGUCACCGCCUUGAUGUUAGCGGAGAACGACAGGGUGUUGUCCAGGGUCACGCCAAGGCUCUUCGCACUCUGGGAGGAGGACACAACGGAGUUGUCAACCGUGAUGGCGAGAUCAUGGAACGGGCAGUCCUUCCCCGGGAGGAGGAGCAGCUCCGUCUUGCCGAGGUUCAGCUUGAGGUGGUGAUCCGUCAUCCACACUGAUAUGUCUGCCAGACAUGCAGAGAUGCGAUUCGCCACCUGGUUAUCAGAAGGGGGAAAGGAGAAGAUUAGUUGUGUGUCGUCUGCGUAGCAAUGAUAGGAGAGGCCACGUGAGGAUAUGACAGAGCCAAGUGACUUGGUGUAUAGCGAGAAUAGGAGAGGGCCUAGAACUGAGCCCUGGGGGACACCAGUGGUGAGAGCACGUUGUGAGGAGACAGAUUCUCGCCACGCCACUUGGUAGGAGCGACCGGUCAGGUAGGACACAAUCCAAGAGUGAGCCGCGCCGGAGAUGCCCAACUCGGAGAGGAUGGAGAGGAGGAUCUGAUGGUUCACAGUAUCAAAGGCAGCAGACAGGUCUAGAAGGACAAGAGCAGAUGAGAGAGAGUUAGCUUUAGCAGUGUGGAGAGCCUCCGUGACACAGAGAAGAGCAGUCUCAGUUGAAUGACCAGUCUUGAAACCUGACUGGUUUGGUUCAAGAAGGUCAUUCUGAGAGAGAUAGCAAGAGAGUUGGCUAAAGACGGCACACUCAAGAGUUUUGGAGAGAAAAGAAAGAAGGGAUACUGGUCUGUAGUUGUUGACAUCAGAGGGAUCAAGUGUUGGUUUUUUGAGAAGGGGUGCAACUCUCGCUCUCUUGAAGACGGAAGGGACCUAGCCAGCGGUCAAGGAUGAGCGAGGUGAGGUAAGGGAGAAGGUCACCGGAGAUGGUCUGGAGAAGAGAGGAGGGGAUAGGGUCAAGUGGGCAGGUUGUUGGGCGGCCGGCCAUCACAAGUCGCAAGGUUUCAUCUGGAGAGAGAGGGGAGAAAGAAGUCAAAGCAUAGGGUAGGGCAGUGUGAGCAGGACCAGCAGUGUCAUUUGACUUAACAAACGAGGAUCGGAUGUCGUCAACCUUCUUUUCAAAAUGGUUGACGAAGUCAUCCACAGAGAGGGAGGAGGGAGGGGGAGGAGGAUUCAGUAGGGAGGAGACGGUGGCAAAGAGCUUCCUAGGGUUAGAGGCAGAUGCUUGGAAUUUAGAGUGGUAGAAAGUGGCUUUAGCAGCAGAAACAGAUGAAGCAAAUGUAGAGAGGAGGGAGUGUUAAGAUGCCAGGUCCGCAGGGAGUCUAGUUUUCCUCCAUUUCCGCUCGGCUGCCCGGAGCCCUGUUCUGUGAGCUCGCAAUGAGUCGUCAAGCCACGGAGCAGGAGGGGAGGACCGAGCCGGCCGGGAGGAUAGGGGACAUAGAGAGUCAAAGGAUGCAGAAAGGGAGGAGAGGAGGGUUGAAGAGGCAGAAUCAGGAGAUUGGAGGGAGAAGGAUUGAGCAGAGGGAAGAGAUGAUAGGAUGGAAGAGGAGAGAGUAGCGGGGGAGAGAGAGAGCGAAGGUUGCGACGGCGCAUUACCAUCUGAGUAGGGGCAGAGUGAGUAGUGUUGGAGGAGAGCGAGAGAGAAAAGGAUACAAAGUAGUGAUCGGAGACAUGGAGGGGAGUUCAAGUGAGAUUAGUAGAAGAACAGCAUCUAGUAAAGAUGAGGUCAAGCGUAUUGCCUGCCUUGUGAGUAGGGGGGGACGGUGAGAGGGUGAGGUCAAAAGAGGAAAGGAGUGGAAAGAAGGAGGCAGAGAGAAAUGAGUCAAAGGUAGACAUAGGGAGGUUGAAGUCACCCAGAACUGUGAGGGGUGAGCCAUCCUCAGGAAAGGAACUUAUCGAGUAAGGACUCUUUACUGUAAACUGUUCCUUUGGGCCAUUUCUGAUAAUUUAUGAUCUAUUCUGUGUGUGUGUGUGGUUUUUUUCCAGGUUCAUGGCCCAGUACAAGCCCAGUCAGAGGGUGAAACCUGAGGCAGUGUUACAGAGUGUGAGGACACAUUGUCUGUUCCCUCAGGCUGAGGCCUGCAUUAAACACAGACUCCCAAAACUGGAGGGUAUCGAGGGGGUACGUAGCCCCACACGUGUGUGUGUGUGUGUAUAUGUACACGGUUGGAACUACUACUAUACUGAACUGAUUGGACUGUGUGUGUCUUUGUCAGGGCCCUAACCCGUGGGCAGCCAUGACCCUGAUGCUGGUGCUGUGUGACGGGGUGGGAGAUGUUCUGGACCUGGUGGUCUGUCUCAGAGGCUGCCUGCUUUCAGCCAGUGCCAUCACAGAGUACCUCAGCGCCAUGGCAACUAUGCUGCUCGCCAUGAGGAGGAAGGACAUCAACAUCAGCAACAGGUCAAGAUGGAAGUUAUAUACAGAUGGAAAGAUAGAGACAUGUACAAACAGAUGGAUAGACAGGCGGACAUUGACUGUCUCUCUCUGCACCUCUCUUCUCCUUCCUCCACUCCAGGUGGCACUACAAUAUCUUCUACGUCCUUCACCUGAUAGAGAACCCCCUGCCCACAGCAAUAACCAAUCAGAGUGGGUGAAGACUGAUAACUUUCUGGAAGGAAGUAUUUUGAAUGAGUCAGUCAUGACCUGAGUCUCAUGCCCAGUCCUCUCUCUCCCAGGAGAGCCCAGGUUCAGGUGACCCACGAACAGCAGCAGAUCCUCAACCACGACAUCCAUAGAGACCACGUGGUCAAGAUCAUGGCCUUCGCAGGUACCACCAGACCGCUACUACCAACAUCAUGUCACACCUGUGUUUUUAAAAUAUUUUUUAACAGAUAACAAGUUAGAUAUAGAGUUGGUACUUUUGCUAGCAUUCUCUGAAUUAUCGCUAGAGGGCACCCUCUCCCUGUCAGUUCAGCUCAGUCUGUGCUUCAUCAGUUCAGGAUGAGAAUGAGAGUACUCUUUCUAUAUCGUGACAAUUGCAGAGUAUUUCAAGUGGAUACACACACAUGGUCCACCCCACAUUGUGAGCUGUUGAUUGUACCUUAUGUGUGAAUGUUCCUGCUAGGAUGUAGUGUAGGGGUUAAAGGUUGUUGCUGUGUUUCAGGCACAGGGAAGACCACCACCCUGGUUCGGUACGCCCAGCAGAGGCCCACCUCCACUUCCUCUAUAUGAUAUUAUAUUCACUUCACUUCACUUCACUUUCUUACACACUUGGAAAAUCGUGGCUCCAAUGUAGGCAAUCUCAGAACCAAACCUAAAGCUCUGAGAAGAUAUUCAAUACAAACACUUUGAGCUUUUGUUUAGUGAGUAUAUACCUGAGCGAGGGAGAAGUGUGUGUGUGUGUGUGUGUGAACAUGGGUGAGGUAGUAGAGGUGUGUGUGUUCAACCAGGUUCAGGGCAUUGACUGCUCCUCUGAAGGUGUAGAUCUGCUGGUGAGGGUCUCCCACCAGGAUCUUCCCACAGUGCUGAGGCAGCAUGAUGUCCAUGAUGGCUAAGACACACACACACACUUAUCAUGGACCUGCUAAUAGACCUGCUAUCAGGUGAGUGGUGCCUGGUGCAGGUGUAAUGUAGACCCAGGUUUGGUCCAGGUGUGUUACAGUGCAGUGGUGUAGUUAAGUUGUGUACCCGGAGUGCAGUCCUGUGCCUCGUCUAUAAAGAUUACAUCAUACUUGUCCAGAGUCGGCCUCUGCAGAUGCCACAGCUUCAGAUACCCUGGAAGACAUUCAGUAAGGACCCAAUCCUAAAACACUGACAUAUUAAAAAGUUCAAACACAUCUCCAAUGGAUUACUAAGUAGGCUUAAGAAAAGUGCGUGCCAGUGCGUGAAGAAAUGAAUGAAUGCGAAAUUGUAAGUCGCUCUGGAUAAGAGCGUCUGCUAAAUGAUGUAAAUGUAAAUUUCCUGGCCCACUAGGUCGUGUUGGGGAACGGAUUUCAAAAUCCCUCAAUCUACCGUUGGCACCCAUUCAAAUUAUCCCCAAGGGUGCCUUGUCCAAUUUUGUUCAUUCUCUUAAAUUAAAUGCUAUGUCUGUUUUCUCAUUAGCUGGGAAAGUUGUUUGAAAUGUCCAAUGCAACAUACUUUGGUGAUAUUGUUAUCAACCUACUACAUACCCCUUACAAAUACAACAAAUUGUGUGCAGGUGUGCUAUUAGCAUGCUAACAAUCAUUAAAAAAGACUGGUAGAAUAGCUAGCCAUCGCUAGCAUUCACUGGUUGAAGUUGAAGUAACUUUUGAGUGUAAUGGAGUUGACUGGUGACUAUGACAUGAAUAUACACUUAGUAGCAUCUAGUACCGGGUCGGACCUCCCUUUUCCUCCAGAACAGCCUGAAUUCUUCGGGGCAUAGAAACGUUGCUCAAUUGGGAUAAAGGGACCUAACGUGUGCCAGGAAAACAUUCCCCACACCAUUAGACCACCGCCACCAGCCUGUACUGUUGACACCGGGCAGGAUGGGGCCAUGGACUCAUGCUGCUUACUCCAAAUCCUGACUCUGCCAUCAGCAUGACACAACAGGAACCGGGAUUCGUCGGACUAUGCAAUGUUUUUCCACUCCUCAAUUGUCAAGUGUUGCGUGUCCACUAGAGCCGCUUCUUGUUUCUGAGAUACUGGAAACCGGCACGCCUGGCACCGACGAUCGUACCACGCUCAAAGUCGCUUAGGUCACUCAUUUUGCCCAUUCUAUCGUUCAAAAGAACAGUAACUGAAUGCCUCGAUGCCCGUCUGCCUGCUUUAUAUAGCAAUCCACGGCCACGCGUCUGUAGGAGCUAACCAUUUUCGUGAACGGGGGUGGUGUACCUAAUAAACUGUGUAUAUAAUUCACAACAUUUGGACGGGAGCUAUAAAGAAAAUGUAAAUUAUGUGUGUAGUUAUUGCUUGAAUUCAGGCUUGGCUGCAGUGCUUUCAAUGGGGAAAGAUUGCUUCCAUAGAAAACGUCACUUUCCCGUGUGGACCUAUUAGUGGAGUUUUGGCUUGCCUGGUGACAUCACCAGGUGGUAUAAAUUAAUAGACCAAUAACAAAUAGAUUUCCAAACCUCUGCCAAUAGCUAGUUUUCAGAUUACAUAUCCCUCCUAUUAGGCCUCACCGCUCCGGCGAUUGAUCCACACUGUGGUUAAUGCACCGCUUUGGUGCCCUUCCCCGCCCCCCCACUCAGACAGCAAAAUUCUUGCUUGAGAAAUAGCUUUUUGCUAAAAGGGUAUUUGUUUCUUUGUGACCAUUUUAAUGUACAACUAUUACAGUAAAGGACUUAAUUGUUACUCAGAAAUGAUUUGAUAUUAAAAUAAGAAUGGCUGCAUUGGACGUUUUUUGAAGGUUGACUCAGCGAAAUGACGUUGCAUUGACUUCGCUCUCACACCAUCACACACAGUAUCUUCGCAUGUGCAUGGGUUCGCUUCACGCUGUUAGAGCGUGGUAGGUAUGGAACCAAAACGGAGAAGUUUAGCCUCACGCUUUAACGCUCUUAGUUGUUGCUGAAAUUGACCCACUAUGCUGUUUACUUGGUGCACCUACUUCAUAUUGCUGGGUCUAAGGUUGAUUUUUCUGAACUGUGUAAUCAUGCCAGUAAAAUAUCCAUGGUGUUCCAUGACUACUGUGCUCUUAUUUGGUUUCUUUGGUUCUGAUUAGAUCCGUUUGUUUUAAAGGGGAGAUUGUAGAAUUAGGUUGCUGUUAAACAUUCUGAUUUGUUUCAUCCUUCCAACUAAAAGUCCCAAUACCACAUAUCACUUUACAUUUGUAUUUUGGGAGAAUGUAAUUUUUUAUUUGACCAAAGAUAUGUCGGAAAAGUGACUUAAAGAGGAGCAAUACACGAGCAGGAGUGAAGCCACUGUCCACAUAAUACGGUGAAGACCUUUUCUGCAAAACAUGCAGUAUUCUGGGGAUGGAGUUGUUGUAGCUUGCUUGCUAGGUAGCUAGCUUAUUCCCUCACCAAACACUGUGCUAGAUCCGUGUGAGUGGUGUGAAGUUGCGUCAAUUCAAAUCUGGUAUAGGAACAAAAAGAGGUCAAUACACGUCUUCUAAAAUAGACUAGUAUUUUAAUUAAUGCAAAUACUUGAAUGGUAAAUAUGAUGUUCGUAUAUACGGGCGCACUGAAACACCACGCAGGGCAGACAGAGAACUGAGCCAUUGUUAUAAGUUCUUCUUUAAAUACUCUGACAGAGAUAGUUCCCGCUCCCUGCUGGGCCUGUCAGAGUAGAGGCUGGGUGUGGUUUAAACUUACCCAACCUAUCGAUGGCGCACAGGCUGGUCCUAGUCCCUUGGCGCUUCACUGUUGCCGGGCAUUAGUUGUUAUCUUUACAACUUGUCUCGAGUCAGCAACCUCAGACAUGGUUUGUUCUUCUUCAUUGUAGCAGAACACAUGUCCUUGAGCGGUUUAACAAAGAGGCAGUGUGUGUGUGAGUCACAAGUCUGUCUCAGCCUACCCCCUAACGGUUCCUCACAUUAAUCACAGCUUGUUAUGUUAAACAAUCUAUAUCAGUACAGCACAAACCUAUUAUGUUUAAUCAUUAAUGUAUUCUUUCUAAGCUAGGCAUCACAUCUAGUUGUAAGAAAAUAGAUCCCCACAGUGGGCCAUUUCGUUUUGCACGGCCCGGUGCACUUAGCAGGCUAGCUUUUUAAAAAAUCACUCUUCCACUGUUUGUAGCCAUCGCAAUCGUUUAGGGGAAAAUUGAGCCCCGCAUAUGACUGAAGCGCCAGGGGUUCCCCUGGCCCAGUCUGCCCGCCGUAUCCUCAUGAAGCGGUUUCUUCCCAACUUCUCGCAUUUCGACCAAACAUGCAUGCCGGUAAACAGCAGUUGUAGUUCACUGCCGCCACCACCAGGCUGUUCUCUUCUUGACAUCAAAGAUGCAAUACAGUGGGGAAAAAAAGUAUUUAGUCAGCCACCAAUUGUGCAAGUUCUCCCACUUAAAAAGAUGAGAGAGGCCUGUAAUUUUCAUCAUAGGUACACGUCAACUAUGACAGACAAAAUGAGAAAAAAAAAUCCAGAAAAUCACAUUGUAGGAUUUUUAAUGAAUUUAUUGGCAUAUGAUGGUGGAAAAUAAGUAUUUGGUCAAUAACAAAAGUUUCUCAAUACUUUGUUAUAUACCCUUUGUUGGCAAUGACACAGGUCAAACAUUUUCUGUAAGUCUUCACAAGGUUUUCACACACUGUUGCUGGUAUUUUGGCCCAUUCCUCCAUGCAGAUCUCCUCUAGAGCAGUGAUGUUUUGGGGCUGUCGCUGGGCAACACAGACUUUCAACUCCCUCCAAAGAUUUUCUAUGGGGUUGAGAUCUGGAGACUGGCUAGGCCACUCCAGGACCUUGAAAUGCUUCUUACGAAGCCCCUCCUUCGUUGCCCGGGCGGUGUGUUUGGGAUCAUUGUCAUGCUGAAAGACCCAGCCACGUUUCAUCUUCAAUGCCCUUGCUGAUGGAAGGAGGGUUUCACUCAAAAUCUCACGAUACAUGGCCCCAUUCAUUCUUUCGUUUACACGGAUCAGUCGUCCUGGUCCCUUUGCAGAAAAACAGCCCCAAAGCAUGAUGUUUCCAACCCUAUGCUUCACAGUAGGUAUGGUGUUCUUUGGAUGCAACUCAGCAUUCUUUGUCCUCCAAACACAACGAGUUGAGUUUUUACCAAAAAGUUAUAUUUUGGUUUCAUCUGACCAUAUGACAUUCUCCCAAUCCUCUUCUGGAUCAUCCAAAUGCACUUCAGACGGGCCUGGACAUGUACUGGCUUAAGCAGGGGGACACGUCUCGCACUGCAGGAUUUGAGUCCCUGGCGGCGUAGUGUGUUACUGAUGGUUGGCUUUGUUACUUUGGUCCCAGCUCUCUGCAGGUCAUUCACUAGGUCCCCCCGUGUGGUUCUGGGAUUUUUGCUCACCGUUCUUGUGAUCAUUUUGACCCCACGGGGUGAGAUCUUGCGUGGAGCCCCAGAUCGAGGGAGAUUAUCAGUGGUCUUAUAUGUCUUCCAUUUCCUAAUAAUUGCUCCCACAGUUGAUUUCUUCAAACCAAGCUACUUACCUAUUGCAGAUUCAGUCUUCCCAGCCUGGUGCAGGUCUACAAUUUUGUUUUUGGUGUCCUUUGACAGCUCUUUGGUCUUGGCCAUUGUGAAGUUUGGAGUGUGACUGUUUGAGGUUGUGGACAGGUGUCUUUUAUACUGAUAACAAGUUCAAACAGGUGCCAUUAAUACAGGUAACGAGUGGAGGACAGAGGAGCCUCUUAAAGAAGAAGUUACAGGUCUGUGAGAGCCAGAAAUCUUGCUUGUUUGUAGGUGACCAAAUACUUAUUUUCCACCAUAAUUUGCAAAUAAAUUCAUUAAAAACCCUACAAUGGGAUUUUCUGGAUUUUUUUUCCUCAAUUUGUCUGUCAUAGUUGACGUGUACCUAUGAUGAAAAUUACAGGCCUCUCUCAUCUUUUUAAGUGGGAGAACUUGCACAAUUGGUGGCUGACUAAAUACUUUUUUUCCCCACUGUAUAUUGUUGGUAUGCGUUUUUGAUCAAUGUAAUUCAAAUGGAGAAAAUAGAAGUGUAUAAAAAAAAAUUGUAAUACGUUUUUGCAUAAAGACCAUUUUAGAUGGAAUAUCAUCAAUCUACGUUGUUAGAUUUGUGGAAAUAUAUAGUGCAACCUGCCCUUUAAUGUGUGUGUUCGUCCACAGGCUGUGUGCAGGGUAAGGCUGUGGACUCACUGCGUCCCCUGACUACAGGGUUGAGUCCUGGCCGGGGCAAGUUAGCAGUGCUGUCUCGCUCUAACGUCUCUGUGUACGACCAAGCUGUCAGACUCACCGACGACAACCCCCGCUGUAGACUGCACAUCGUAGGGGUGUGUCCAUACACACCCACACACACACACAAUGUGUUUGGGUCUUGUGUAACACAUUGUAAGACAUCUAUUUUCCACUCCAGGGGUUGGAGAAUUUUGGGCUGAACAGAAUCAUGGACAUUUGGGUUCUGAUGCAGCCAGAAAACAAUCGCUCUCGGGGUGAGUGGCACACACACUGCCCCUUGCCUCAGUUCCGCAAUUCUAAUACAAGUGAAUUAGUAUGUUGUACCUGUGUGAUAUAUCUGGUUUUGGUAAGACAGUAUUCUGCCUUGGUUCUCAAUGCUCAUAGUUUUAUUGGUAGAUUCUUGUGUGUCAGUCAAUAGCUCUACUCUACAAUGUGAGUAGUGUUUUUACUCUUAACGGACAGUUAGUCAAAGCUCAAACCAAUUUUAUUCACCCACUGGGUCAAACAGCUGCAUAAGACAAAGACAUGUUUCCACCAGCACAAGUAUUUAUACCCCCCUUUAGGCAGUGUCCGCCUUUUCUCCAAACACUACAUCUCUGUUGCUAGGCAGGAAGUUAAAUGAUGUGGGUAAUAAACUGUUCCUUCUCCCUUCAUGUGACCUGACCUGACCUCGGCCCACAUUCCUCACUAAUGCACAGCUAUCCACCUUCAUCAGUGACAGCAACCAUGUGUUUGACCUUUACCUUACUUAGUAACUCUCCAGGGCCUUGGCUCUUAUCCAACCUCCAUCGACCCCACCAUAUACAUUCCUCAUACGUGUGACCAUUAACACUUUUUAAACCUACUCCCUUCUUCUUCUCCCUGUUCUCUAGGCAUCAAGGACAGCUUCAUCCGUAGGUUCACCAAGCAGAGUCUGGAGGGCUACUGUGGGCUGAAGAGUUAUGCUAAAAACACAAAGGACCGUGAGUUGGAGGGUAAACUCUCCAUGGUGGAGAAAUACAACAGCCGCAUCCCUGAGCUGGUGGAGCUCCUCUACAGAUGCGCAGAGAGAGAGGCCCAACACGCAGGUACACACACACACUGUACAGACAAACUUCCACACAGGUACAUACUGUACACACGCAAACACAUAGACAUACACACAAGUACAGUACAUGCCACACACACACACAACUGUACAGACACACAGCGUUAUGAAUUGCUGUAUUUUGUAUUUGAGAGUGAUUUUUCAAAUGUUUCUCAACCCUCCCCCGCUCUCUCUCGCUCUCUCUUAGAUUUUAUCCUGGGGACAGUCCAUAAAUCAAAGGGUCUGGAGUUUGACACGGUGGUGAUCACUGAUGACUUCGCUAAGGUCCCCUGUGCCGCCCACAACUUACCCAGACUCUCCAGCUGCUCAGGAGGUGUGUGUGUGUGUGUGUUAUGGCUGCACCACAAUUAGUUUGAACUAGACUACUAAAGACACACUAAGCAUUCCAUGGAAGAUGAUCCAAGCAAUCAUUAGGCAUUUGGAAAACCUAUCCAUAUACCAACUCUGAUCUAAGGCCAAUGACUGUUGGCUGUUUUCUCCCUCCUCCUCUCCCCUCCUCUAGGUGACAUCCUGGAGGAUGAGUGGAACCUGCCGUAUGUGGCGGUGACGCGGGCCAAGAGUUAUCUGGUCAUCACCAAGAACAUCAACAACAUCCUCACACUGGCUGGGGUGAGAGCAUUGACCAGUGGAGGCUGCUGAGGGAGGACGUCUCAUAAUAAUGGCUGGAGUGGAGUAUAAUGGCUGGAAUGGAGUGAAUGGAAUGGCCGUUAUGAGUUGUCCACCCCUCAGCAGCCUCCACUGGCACUGACCCCCUCCACUACACUCUUCCCUCUUAUAAUAAUAAUAAUAUGCCAUUUCGCAGACGCUUUUAUCCAAAGCGACUUACAGUCAUGUGUGCAUACAUUUUUACGUAUGGAUGGUCCCGGGGAUCGAACCCACUACCCUGGCGUUACAAGCGCAAUGCUCUACCAAUUGAGCUACAGAGGACCACUUAACAUGGUUAAAUGGUAGUGGUUUCCCUGAAAUCGAAGGUCACGGUUUGUUUUCUCUGUAAUUGCUGAAUCAUUUCCUUGCUUGUCUAUCUCUCUUUGUAGGUCUGUAUCUUCACUUGUCUCUCUCUAUUCUUCCACUCUAUCCCCCUCUACCCCUCCAUAAUCCUCUCCAUCACUCUCUAA